AAAAAUUUUGGAUGUCGAUAGCAUGGUACAUGAACAACAGUCCACCACAAGUAUUGGUUUGCACGGUGUGGCUAUUCGCAUGACCUAUAAGACGUAUAGGAGCGUAUAUUUAGACAGUGCCCCUCGAUCGGGUGGUUAGAUAGGUUGUGCAGCUGGAACAUCGAAUGCUCCACCAAUCUUGAGUUCGGUGACUGGUGCGGGUGGAAAGGAUAUCCAGAUUGACAAAUUGACAGUACCCCAGCUCGAGUAUCGUCAGAUUAAGAGCUUUACAUGAAACAAGAUAAGAAACGUGUUGUAUGUCUUCAGCGAAAAGUUUGCAAAGCCAUCGUUGUAAUUUACAUUUGAGUGGUUUCUAAUUGAUUGUUGAGUUGCACAUGAUCUGUGCAUUACUAUAAUAACAUCACCUAGAUUUCACUUUUCGUGAUAGAAUUUUCCUUCACGACCCUCUUAAGUCUCUUUACCUUAUAUUUCGUUUCUUGACGUAUGGUUGUGAUAUAUCUGACAUACUGGGACAUUAGGUCGAGAGCAGAUUUUCUGUAAAUUUAUUUAAUGUCAACAACUGGAAGAUCCUGAUGUGUUAUUUGAUAAUAUGGUAUCACCUUUUGAUCUCAAGUGUAGUAAUGAUGAACGAGAUAAGAUUGAAGAGAAGCAAAGUGAUUCCUCAUACCGACAUGUAGCAUAUGUUCUGUACGGCCCUCAAAUACAUGAAAACCAUAGUCGUCCACUAUGAACAUUGUUUUUAUAGAAGCACGUGAGAGGAAUAGUAAGUAAGUCACGCUCAAGAUUGGGUUUUAUUUUGUUAAGUGCUGAGCUGCUUUUCUCAUUAUUGGAUAGGUAUCGAAGACAAUAUCAUUGGUCAGAAGAGCUACAUACCAUCAUCCAUUAUCGUUGGCGAACUGUCAAUGCAAUAAUUAAGACCAUAAGACGCUCUUAUCAUCAAGAUAAUUGUAUCAUACUGUAGGAAUAGCUCAUAGUAUAUCACUUUUAUCGCCCAAUAUAUUAUUUAAGUAUAAAAACAAGAAUAACUUGAUGGUACCAAUUAUAGCUGCUUAAAUUAUAAAUUCUACUUGAAUAGAUUAUAGUGUAAAUGAAGAAGCCGAAAGGCUAUGAACAGGUUUUAUAAUCUAAAUUACUUAAUACUAGCUGGUUUUUGCAUUUAAGGUUAGACUGUGUGGUGCUCUUUUCAGUUAUCAUAUGCCUUUCCUUCGCCAUUGUCUUUUGACAGCUUAUGACAAAACGCCCAUCAGUAAUUUGAUUAUUAUCAAAUUACAUAAGUAGUAGAAAUUUACGAAUGCUAUAAAAUUCUUGAUGCACAGAAAUAUUUCUCCUAGUACCGGAAUGUCACAUUCUUGGUGUGAAUUGUAAAGUUUCAAUUUGAAUGCAUUUCACAAACAGCGAAGUGAAAUAAUGCUGCAGGAAAUACUUGCAAUCCUCUACAGUAUACCAAAGCUACCAAUACCAGAUUGUUCUAUCUUGUUGUUAUUGCCGAUUCAAGCUAGGCUACUCGUAGCUAAACCGUCGUAUUUGAACACAUGUUUUAGAAUCUUACUCCUAUCUGGUGCCAUGCUGAUAGGUAGCAAGGGGCAGCCGAUAUACCUUCAUGAUAAUUUCGUAGCUGGAUUCAUCUACAAUCUCGUCAUAUUUUGCUCUUGUAUGCAUUCAGUCCACCUGACGUUCACCGAUAGGAGCAUGAUUGAUGCGCCAAAAAUUAUUUCAUUUAGCCAGCACGGACAUAGUGACCUUGGUUGGUCUGGCGCUUUUGAGAUGUUGACGAACAUGAGAGGAAUAGGAAUGACUUGGGGAAUCCCCCAUGAGAAGCUUCCUCAGGCAUAUGAUACCUUCUUUAAGAGCUCGCUUAUAGAAAUUUCCAAGCAACACAUCAUUUCGAUAGGUGCGAUGGCCACACUUACUCGUUUUGGCGAUCACAAUCAUGGAAAGACACUUAUAGAGCUAAUAGGGUGUGACUUCGCAAUCACACUUGCUAUUGGCGCUCUAGGUUGGUCUUGUGUGAGUUUGGCUUAUCAUUUAUUAGCCUUCUUUGUAUAUGGAUUCAAAAAAGCGUUCGGUUUACAGUUUGACACUCAAAGAUGGCCACCAUUCUUUGGAAAUCCACUCACUGCUGACUCGGUAGGACAAUUUUGGAAUGAAAGAUGGCAAUGUGCCCUACGUCGUCAUUUUAUGAUAUGCGGCUAUAAACCAAUAUUCUAUACCAUCAAGUGGUUGAGGAUACCAGGGGACGUGGCUCAUUAUUGUGGGGUCAUCAAUGGUUUCGUCAUUAGUGGUAUCCUCCACGAAUACUGCAUGAGAUGUACAUCAGGUAAGCAACUGAUGUAUGGCAUAUAUCCCAGCUUUAACUUUUACCUGACAUCUGGUUUGGCAAUCGUACUUGAAAAAGCUAUUAAGGAGUAUACCGGCAGAAAAGUAGGAGGUAUCUAUGGUGCUUUGUGGAUGUUCAUAAUACUCUACUUCCCUGCAUUGCAUAUGGCUAGACAAGCGCUCUUAGGAUUUGGUCCAAUGCAGGAUCUCGCUGAAUGGGAAACAUGGAGGUGGCUCGUACCAUUUUCAUUCAUAGUCAAAGCAUAGCAUUAUACCUCUCAUAAACUUAGUUAAUUAUUUAUUCAUACUUUUUUU
Wallemia mellicola CBS 633.66 is the source of this 2631-nucleotide messenger RNA. RefSeq lists its product as hypothetical. Gene Ontology annotation, biological process: lipid metabolic process. The coding region runs from base 1408 to 2583 and encodes 391 amino acids. NCBI's taxonomy places the organism in Eukaryota, Fungi, Basidiomycota, Wallemiomycetes, Wallemiales, Wallemiaceae. The record is from RefSeq and is a predicted model, not a curated record. The transcript has 3 exons.